AUGGGGGGCAUGGAAAAGCGCAUCACAGACAGCAUGGAGACCAAGAUGACCGAGAUGCACACCAGGCUCGAUGCGGUCCAGGAGCACACUAAGAAACAGGGGGAUGGACUUGCUCGACUGGAGGCGCGAGUGGCUCUACUCGAAAGUGGGGGGCCUUCCUCUACGACCGCGACAGGUUCGGCAAGCACUGCGGGGUCCGCUACAAGAAGGCGCGCCAUCGUCCUGGGGGGCUACGACCGCGACACCCCCCGUGAUGAACUGUUGGCACAGCUCACUGCACAAGUCGCCAAGCUGCAGUUGGACUUUGACCCCCUCACCAUGUUCGCGACGGGGAUCAGACGGGGCACGGCCAUAGUGCCGCUUCAGCCCAAAGAGGGGGAGGAUGAGCGGGAGACCAACGAGCGCUUCGCGAAGGUGUUAAAGCAGAUCCGGGAGGCCAACGUGCAGGUGGGGACCAGGGAUGACGGCAAUCCUCGAAGGCUCUGGGGGGCGGCCUAUGCAGGCAAAGUCAAGCGGCUCGUGCUGACGCUGGACAAGGAAGCCAAGGUCGAGUGCGAGUGGUCGUCGGGGACCGUCUGGUUGUGGGGAGCCAGGAUUGCUUCGGCGACGACGGCGGGGCCACUUGCCAGGGAGACGCACAGCACCAAGCACGGCUGGCUGGACAUGCAAAAGAUCGCAGAAAAGCUCGACAAGCAGAAGAGUGACAUCGAGGCCCCCUGGGGGGACCUCGAGGCCCAGCUUCGCUGA
This is a messenger RNA of Symbiodinium natans, 747 nucleotides long. The record is from the annotation of a GenBank genome assembly. Lineage: Eukaryota; Dinophyceae; Suessiales; Symbiodiniaceae.